Menidia menidia (Atlantic silverside) is the source of this 1970-nucleotide messenger RNA. The record is from the annotation of a GenBank genome assembly. Lineage: Eukaryota; Metazoa; Chordata; Actinopteri; Atheriniformes; Atherinopsidae.
UUUCACUGGAGAGGUUCGCUUCGAGAGCUCAUUCUCUCACUCCUCAUUCUGCUUACUUUUUUCAAGUCUUUUUCUCUGGCUGUAGUUCUCAGCGCAUUUCAAGAGGAGGGCAGCACAACCCAGCCGACCAAAACCACCUGUGGAUUAGAAUUUUUGAAAAAUAAAAACUUGCGUGGAUCUUUUUUAAUCUUCUUUGAGAAAAUGUCUCACCCCAGCACCCUGGAUUUAGACAGGUAUGGCACUUUGGAUAAAUCCCGUCGGUCUGCCAGUCGUAGCCAGACAAGAGCACAGAGCAAGCAUGGGGAUGUUCUGUGUGACUUUUGCACCACGAGGAAGCAGAAAGCGGAGAAGUCCUGCUUGGUGUGCCUGGCGUCCUACUGCGAGGCUCACCUACAGUCCCACUUCGACUACCCGGCCAUGAUGAAGCACAAGCUGGUUAAGGCCACGGGUCAGAUGCGAGAGAAGAUCUGUGCACAGCACGACAAGUUGUUGGAGGCUUUCUGUCGCACUGAUCAGACAUCCGUCUGUGUAUUGUGUAUGAUGGAUGAGCACAAACACCACGACAUCGUCCCGGCGGGCACCGAGAGAACCGAGAAACAAAAGCAACUUGGAACCACACUGCACAAAUCCCAAUAUAGGAUUGACCAGAGAAUCAAAAAGUGGCAGGAUCUAAGACAAGCUGUCGAGUCGGUUAAGCACUCUGCUCAAACAGUUCUGGAGGAGAAUGAACGGAUCUUUAGCGAGCUUCUGCUUUCUAUAGAGAGGAAGUACAAUGAAGUGAAGGAGAUGAUCCGCUCCCAUGAGAAGACCACCGUGACCCGGGGCGAGAUACUGCUGGACCGCCUGGAGGAAGAGAUCACUCUGCUGAGGAAGAGACACACCGACCUGGAGAAACUCUCCCACACUGAUGAUCACAUACACUUUCUACAGAGCUGGCAGUCUUUGUCCGGGCCCUCCGGAUACGAAGACCUGAACAAUGUCAGCGUGGCUCCAUACUACUCCUUUGAUGCUACCAAAAGAGCGAUUGCUUCGAUGAAAUUACAAGUAGAAGAGAUCAGCAAGACAGAAUUGAUGAAAAUCUCAGGAGCAGUGAAGGAAGUGUAUAUCACACAAGAAACUGAGAAAAACCCAAGGAGGGAAUCUAUACUGAGGGAAGAGCCACGGAGCAGAGAAGAACCCAGGACCAGAGAAGACUUUUUGAAAUACUCUUGCUCCUUGUCUUUGGAUGUAAACUCUGUGCACCCUAACCUUCACCUCUCCGAGGGUAACAGAACCGCUACAAUGAAAAGUGAACCAAAGAACUACCCUGAGCAUCCAGACCGAUUUGACCACUGGCAGCAGGUGCUGUGCAGGGAGACUGUGACCGGGACGCGCUGCUACUGGGAAGUGGACUGGAAGGGAACGGAGAUUGAUGUGGGGGUCACUUACAGGGGAAUCCGCCGCAAAGGGAACGGCAACGACUGCAGCCUGGGCUGGAACGAAAAGUCCUGGAGUCUCUACUGCUCAGACUCCAAAUUUUCCUUCGUGCACAACAAUAAAAGCAAAGACAUCUCCGCGCCAAUGUCCCCCCGUGUUGGGGUCUACUUGGAUCACGCAGCUGGAAUACUUGCGUUUUACAGUGUCUCUGAUGGCAUGCGCCUUCUGCACAAAGUCCAGACUACAUUCACCGAGCCCAUCUACCCCGCUUUCAGUGUGUGGGGCUUUGGAUCCACUAUAAGACUCUAGAGGGUGCAUAUCCUAUUUUUUUUAUUUUACAGUAAGGACUUAUUUUCAAUGCUUGUGGAAAAGCUGAUGAAGGGAAUAUGAUUAAAUUAGUUUUGUAUUUUUCCAAAGGCCAUUUUUCUAUGUUUGAUUAUAUUGUUUGAUUGUUUUCAUUACUGCUGUUGUUUUGGGGGAAGUUAGAGUACAAUAAUAUGUGCAAGUUGGAAUAGUGUGAAACAGCCAAUGAUUAUAUUGCUUUAUCAAGAAGA